Cuculus canorus (common cuckoo) is the source of this 5959-nucleotide messenger RNA. RefSeq names its product Rho associated coiled-coil containing protein kinase 1 (gene ROCK1). Gene Ontology annotation, biological process: Rho protein signal transduction; regulation of cell junction assembly; peptidyl-threonine phosphorylation. Gene Ontology annotation, cellular component: cytoskeleton; cytoplasm. The record is from RefSeq and is a predicted model, not a curated record. NCBI's taxonomy places the organism in Eukaryota, Metazoa, Chordata, Aves, Cuculiformes, Cuculidae. Gene Ontology annotation, molecular function: Rho-dependent protein serine/threonine kinase activity; small GTPase binding; ATP binding. The coding region runs from base 42 to 4268 and encodes 1408 amino acids. The transcript is spliced from 33 exons.
UGCUCUGGAAUAAGGGAAACUCUCUUGAAUCUCCUGGAAACAUGUCGACGGGAGAAAGUUUUGAGUCUCGGUUUGAAAAAAUUGACGUGACUUUAAAGGACCCCAAAUCCGAAGUGAACGUGGACUGUUUGCUGGAUGGAUUAGAUGCUUUGGUAUAUGACUUGGAUUUUCCUGCCUUGAGAAAAAACAAAAACAUUGAUAACUUCUUAAACAGGUAUAAAGACACAGUAAAUAAGAUAAGAGAUUUGCGCAUGAAAGCUGAAGAUUAUGAAGUGGUGAAGGUGAUCGGUAGAGGGGCAUUUGGAGAGGUUCAGUUGGUAAGGCAUAAAUCCUCAAGGAGAGUGUAUGCUAUGAAACUUUUAAGCAAAUUUGAGAUGAUAAAAAGAUCAGAUUCUGCAUUCUUCUGGGAAGAAAGGGAUAUUAUGGCUUUUGCUAACAGUCACUGGGUUGUUCAGUUAUUCUAUGCAUUCCAAGAUGACCGUUACCUUUACAUGGUGAUGGAAUACAUGCCUGGUGGGGACCUUGUGAAUUUAAUGAGCAACUAUGAUGUUCCAGAGAAAUGGGCAAGAUUUUAUACUGCUGAAGUUGUACUUGCAUUAGAUGCAAUUCACUCAAUGGGUUUUAUACACAGAGAUGUGAAGCCUGAUAAUAUGCUGCUAGAUAAAGCUGGUCAUUUAAAACUAGCAGAUUUUGGUACUUGUAUGAAGAUGAACAAGGAAGGUAUGGUACGAUGUGAUACGGCUGUGGGAACACCAGACUAUAUCUCUCCUGAAGUAUUGAAGUCCCAGGGUGGCGAUGGUUAUUAUGGACGAGAAUGCGACUGGUGGUCAGUUGGAGUCUUUUUGUAUGAGAUGCUUGUAGGUGAUACACCAUUUUAUGCAGAUUCUUUGGUUGGGACAUACAGUAAGAUCAUGAACCAUAAGAAUUCCCUAACAUUCCCUGAUGACAAUGACAUUUCUAAAGAGGCAAAAAACCUUAUUUGUGCCUUUUUAACUGAUAGGGAAGUGAGGCUAGGACGAAACGGCGUAGAAGAAAUUAAACGACACCUUUUCUUCAAAAAUGAUCAGUGGGCAUGGGAAACUCUGAGAGACACUGUAGCACCAGUUGUGCCUGACUUAAGCAGUGACAUUGACACUAGUAAUUUUGAUGAUCUGGAAGAAGACAAAGGAGAGGAAGAAACAUUUCCUAUACCAAAAGCAUUUGUGGGAAACCAGCUUCCUUUUGUAGGAUUUACGUACUACAGCAACCGUCGGUAUUUAGCUGUCUCUGCAGAAAAUUCCAAUGAUAACAGAACAGGUUCCAGUGUGGAUAAAAGUGUGAUGGAAAAUAUGCAGAAGAUGAUCUAUGAGUUGGAAGAACAACUGCAUAAUGAAAUGCAGUUGAAAGAUGAAAUGGAGCAAAAGUGCAGAUCUUCAAACAUAAAGCUAGACAAGAUUAUGAAAGAACUGGAUGAAGAGGGAAAUCAAAGAAAAAGCUUGGAAUCAACGGUGUCUCAGAUUGAGAAGGAAAAGAUGGUAUUGCAACAUAAGAUAAAUGACUACCAAAGAAAAAUUGAACAAGAGAAUGAAAAACGACGAAAUGCAGAAAAUGAAGUGUCCACACUAAAAGAUCAGAUGGAAGACUUGAAAAAAAUCAGCCAGCAUUCACAAAUUACAAAUGAAAAGAUAACACAGUUACAAAAACAACUAGAAGAAGCAAAUGAUUUGCUGAGGACAGAAUCGGAUACAGCAGCAAGACUGAGAAAGGGUAACACAGAAAUGAGCAAGUCAUUAAGUCAGGUAGAAUCGCUGAAUAGAGAACUGCAGGAAAGAUGCAGAGUUCUAGAGAGCACGAAACUGCAGGUGGAGAAAGAUUGUUACCAACUGCAAGCCGCUUUGGAGUCGGAACGAAGGGACAGAAGUCAUGGAUCUGAAAUGAUUGGAGAACUACAGGUUCGGAUUACAACUCUACAAGAAGAAGUAAAAAACAUUAAAAACAACCUUGAAAGAGUGGAAGCGGAAAGAAAACAAGCACAAGAUAUGCUUAAUCAUUCAGAAAAGGAGAAAAAUAAUUUAGAGAUAGAUUUGAACUACAAACUUAAAUCAUUACAAGACCGGUUAGAACAGGAAGUAAAUGAACACAAAGUGACUAAAGCUCGGUUAACUGACAAACAUCAGUCAAUAGAGGAGGCAAGAUCAGUUGCAAUGUGUGAAAUGGAAAAAAAAGUAAAGGAAGAAAGGGCAGCAAGAGAAAAGGCGGAAAAUCGAAUAGUUCAAGCUGAAAAACAGUGUUCCAUGCUGGACUUUGACCUGAAGCAAUCUCAGCAGAAACUGGAACACCUUCUCCAGCAAAAGGAAAGACUGGAAGAUGAAGUAAAGAAUCUAACACUGCAGCUAGAACAAGAGACAAAUAAGCGAAUAACGGCACAGAAUGAAUUAAAGGCACAAGCUUUUGAAGCAGAUAACUUGAAAGGUUCUGAGAAGCAGCUGAAACAGGAAAUCAAUACGUUGUUGGAAGCAAAGAGGUUACUGGAAUUCGAUUUGGCUCAACUUGCAAAAAAGUACAGAGGAAAUGAAGGUCAAAUGCGUGAGCUUCAGGAUCAGCUUGAAGCUGAGCAGUAUUUUUCGACGCUUUACAAAACUCAGGUUAAGGAACUGAAAGAGGAAAUCGAUGAAAAGAAUAAAGAAACUCAAAGAAAAAUGCAGGAAUUGCAAAACGAAAAAGAAACGCUCACGACCCAGUUGGAUUUAGCUGAAACCAAAGCUGAGUCAGAACGGUUGGCACGAGCACUCCUUGAAGAACAGUAUUUUGAACUGAGUCAGGAAAGCAAAAAAGCAGCAUCAAGACAUAGGCAAGAAAUGACUGAUAAGGACAGCAUCAUAAGAAGGCUGGAAGAAACUAAUAACACAUUAACCAAAGAUGUUGAUUUAAUAACAAAGGAGAAUUCGGAGAUCAGUGAAAAAAUAAAGAAGCAGGAGGAAGAAUACAAAAUGAAAAAAGAGGAGGAGAUCAAUAAUAUUAGAAUGCACUAUGAGAAGAGCAUUAACAAUGAAAGAACUCUGAAGACACAGGCUGUCAACAAACUGGCUGAGAUAAUGAAUCGGAAAGAUUUUAAAAUAGACAGAAAGAAAGCUAACAUGCAAGAUUUGAGGAAGAAAGAGAAGGAAAACCGAAAGCUUCAAUUGGAGCUUAAUCAAGAAAAAGAGAAAUUCAAUCAGAUGGUAGUGAAAUACCAAAAGGAGCUCAAUGAAAUGCAAGCGCAACUAGCAGAAGAAUCUACGUACAGGAAUGAGCUCCAGAUGCAGCUAGAUAGUAAAGAGAGUGACAUAGAACAACUACGAAGGAAAAUUUUGGACCUCCAGCAAGGAAUGGAUUCUACCAGUGUUGCUAGUCUCCAGCCCGAUGAAACAGAUGGGAAUCUUUCAGAGUCAAGACUUGAAGGUUGGCUUUCUGUACCAAACAAAGGAAAUAUAAAGCGGCAUGGCUGGAAGAAACAGUAUGUUGUGGUGAGCAGUAAAAAGAUACUGUUCUACAAUGAUGAAAAGGACAAGGACCAGUCUAAUCCAUCCAUGGUACUAGAUAUAGAUAAGCUGUUCCAUGUCCGGCCUGUAACUCAAGGAGAUGUAUAUAGAGCUGAAACUGAAGAAAUUCCUAAAAUAUUCCAGAUUCUCUAUGCUAAUGAGGGGGAAUGCAGGAAGGAUUUGGAGGUAGAACCAGUACAGCCAACAGAGAAGACAAAUUUUCUAAAUCAUAAAGGCCACGAAUUUAUUCCAACGUUAUACCACUUCCCAGCCAACUGUGAGGCCUGUGCCAAACCUCUUUGGCAUGUCUUUAAACCCCCUGCUGCCCUAGAAUGUCGAAGAUGCCACGUGAAGUGCCAUAGAGACCACUUGGAUAAAAAGGAGGAAUUAAUUGCACCGUGCAAAGUGAGUUACGAUGUAACUUCAGCAAGAGAUAUGUUGUUAUUGGCAUCCUGUCAAGAUGAACAGAAGAAGUGGGUGACUCAUUUAGUAAAGAAGAUCCCUAAGACACCACCAUCUACUUUUGUUCGUGCUUCUCCUAGAACUAUGUCAACAAGAUCCUCAGCAAAUCAGUCGUUCCGAAAAGCUGUUAAAAAUACUUCUGGAAAAACGAGGCAGUGGCUAUGGAGAAAGCAUAUUGGGCAUAAGCAGUUUAGAAAUGCAAAGGAGUUGCCCAGCAAGAGCACUAGGUAUGUGUUUGAUGCUUGCCUUUCACGCUGCCGGAAAACAUGUGCAGGAGGCAGGUGGGGAGCCCCUGCACCUCGCUGAUGCUUGACGAGCUGCUCGGGCUGCUUCAUGGCACGCUGUUCCCCAACAGACAACUGCCACUGGGUUGACUGGAACGUAGAGCGGUUGUGUGGCACCUGCAGAGCAAUUGCAAGCAAACAGUGAAGACACUGAGUUGCACUGAGUGAAUAAGCGUUAUAAAAGAAGGUCAGAUAGGAACCUUCUCUUUUAAGCUGUUCUACUGUGAGUGUUCUUGCAACUUUCCCAGACAAAUGUGAUGUUGGCCGUGUCUAUGAACUGGACAAUCCCUGCUGUGAUGCAGUAUAGCCAAUCUGCUCUGAUAUCACUGCAUAUUCCAUCUUGUAUGUUUAGAAGAAGAAACAUUUGGAUUUAUUUUAGGAAAAUUCACUUCUGAUGUACCAGAUGUUUAAAUUCAGAUUAUGAAAUAAAUUUACAAUGGAUCUUUUAUACUGAACACUUAACUGUGAUGGCACAGUAGCUGAGCUAACCUAACAGCCUGCUGCUGCUUAAAGGGGAGGAUUUUCCCCUCUGUCUUCUUUCCCUGCUUUUCUGCCAUUGGAUCCUGGGUAAGUGUUUGAAAUGAUCCAUUUUGGAGCCUUCCGUGGAGAUCCACAGUUCAGUUUCCUGACUAUCAAAAAAAUGUAGACUUCUUUUGCCUCGCUAGUGAGUAGAAUCAGCCUGCUGAGAAGUGUGGUGCCAGAGGUGAGGACAGGUAGGAGUGAACAUGCUCCCCUGGGGUCAGGAAGGUGAAAAGUGGAGGAGCAGCGGGCCCUUUUCCUGUCAGGAGGCAGCGAGUUGUUAGAUCAGCUUAACUCAAGCACCUUGAGUGCUCAUCCCAACCUCUUUACCUUGAUAUGGCAGUAAGAGAAGCAGUGAGGAGUUUUACGGGAUGUACGUGUUCAGCUUUUACGGAGUAUCUGAAAAUUGUUUUGUCAGGCAGUUUGGCAGAAUGUGAUCUCGGUGGUGGAGUCCUACCACGUAAGCAGCUGUUAACUGUUUUGUCAAAUGGGUCGACACUUUAUGCCUGAAGAUGUUUCAUAACGUUUUGUAUAUGGUCUGAUCCACCUUUCUUUGCAGUUGGCAGGCAGCACUGCGUUGGUUUCAUGGGGAGAAGAAUCAGCCCCAUUAAAAGGAGCUUCACUUACAAGUUCAUCUUAAGUUCUAUUCAUUUGAAUAACUUAUCCCUAGUAAAUACGAGUCAGACCUUCAUUAUGAACUUUCUAGCAUUUGCAGCACUGCUUCUGGACAUGAAAUGUCAUUGUGUAUAGCAUGCUGAUUUAUACGCUUUGGGCUUGGGCACAUGAUCUAGUUAAUACAUUUUUACAAACCCAAACAACCAAAACUCCUAUGCAUCAGAUGAGCUCUGGCAAUCGCAUGUGCCUACUCUUAGCCCUGUAGAGCUGCUUCUUGUCCUGUGAGUGAGAGGGCCUCACCUUGCAUUUGCCAUGAAUGCACCCAAGAUUGUUUACUUUUAAUGGCUUACUGUAAAGCUGCAGUAAUGUUAUUGUCUGUCUGAUGUCUGUGUUCCUUUAGUGUUUGAAAUCAAGAACAGUUUGGAAGAUCAUGUAGGUAAGAUUGUACUGUUGUACCAUGGCAAUUGAAAAAAUACUGUGUUAACAUAAAGCAUUUUCUUCACCGAGGCGCUCGGCAAACACGCACCAGUGUUACGAAGCUAAUUUUUAUAUUUGUUAUUAAUUGUCUGUUUUCUUUUG